AUGAACAAUGACAACUUAGUUAUCAAGGCUGGAAUGGAGAACGUGAUUCAGAUGUUGCGGGAAAAUUAUAAUCAACCCGCUCCGAAAAACAAGCGACGAAAGACAACUUCAACUUUUUCAACGUGCCUGCUGCUGCCGCCGCUGCUGCCACUGUCACCGCUAUUGGCACCUAAUUCCUCGCAAGAACUUGGCAGCCUCGUUGUUGACGAACAAGGUGAAGAUGCAUCGGCGGAGCAUGGAACUGCUCAUGAAGCGUCUCAAGAUACAAGUAUGACGAAGCGGAAGCUGAAGCUGAGCGAUAAGCCGAAACGCAAAAAAGUCGAGAAAGCUCCAAAGGUGGCCCCGCUUUGUCUUGGAGAGAAUGUAUGUACCAUCAUGGAACUUAUGAAGGAACAUCAAAUUGUGAAAAGCGCCAAUUGGACAAAGUCAGAGGGAGAACGGAAGUACUUAUCGAGGCGCAAGCUCCUUUAUCAAUAUAUUGAAGACAAAGGUGAGAUGUUUGAUGAUGAAAAUACCUCCUUGAGUGUGGUGGAAAAGUAUCGUUUAUUUAAAGGUCAUAAGAUAAGAGGUUUGGGGGACUUGUUUGUAUCGUGGUCGGACAUGAAGGACGUUGUGGUUCGUCGCGGGCUGCCUAAAAAUUUGUUUUCUGAAGGUACCAAACAACGGAUUGAUGAGGAGUUGACUCAAUUCGUGAAUUCACCUGAUUUUCAUCAACCAGGCAAGACUGAGAAGAAGACACGGAAAAGAAAAACGACGCAGAACGAGAAAACGACUCAGAUAGAGGGAACGACGCUGCACUUCGUCAACUGGACCGGACCGGAAAUGGCUCCGUAG
This is a messenger RNA of Meyerozyma guilliermondii ATCC 6260, 834 nucleotides long. RefSeq lists its product as uncharacterized. Lineage: Eukaryota; Fungi; Ascomycota; Pichiomycetes; Serinales; Debaryomycetaceae. The coding region runs from base 1 to 834 and encodes 277 amino acids. The record is from RefSeq and is a predicted model, not a curated record. The transcript has a single exon.